Molecule: messenger RNA, 993 nt
Organism: Botrytis fragariae
Lineage: Eukaryota; Fungi; Ascomycota; Leotiomycetes; Helotiales; Sclerotiniaceae
Exons: 2
Coding region: 1-993 (330 amino acids)
Source: RefSeq, a predicted model, not a curated record
AUGCCACCCAAAAUCAUAUUUCUCACAGGAGCACCUACAUAUCACUCACUUGGCUGGGACGAAUCAAAACUUCAGAGUGACUUCACCGAACCUUUCAUCCAAUUUCUCCACCUCCCUCAUCCAUACCCGAACUCUGCACCGCGGAAUAACAAUACGAGCGUCUUGGAAUUUUCCAUCGCUCAAAACGCGGAAUGGCGUGAACUUCCUCUUGAACGAAAACAUCUCACCACGGGAGCGUCUCAAGAUCAUGCUUUUCAACCGCUGUAUGGCGAGGUAGAUGGGGUACUCUCUCAAUUCUACGAACAUUCCUAUGCUAUCCACGAUAUCCCCUCGUCUCAAAUCACCUCCUCGGAUUUUGAUUCUACAUCCUACUCUACAUCCGGAUAUGAUUCUCAAUCUCUAUUCCCACAAUCUGGGAAAAAUACACAAGUGCCGGUGACAGGCUACUUGACAAAUCUAAAGGAUAUGCCACACGCGCAACAUUUAUCUUCGAUAGUCCCGCAAACUAUGACGGUUAAUCUGAUCGUGGGGAUUAUUUCAAUUUCAGAACCGAGAGCAAUAUCUACGAGACAAGGAGGAGAUGUAUCGCUUGUUGAGAUAUUGGUUGGUGACGAAACGAAGAGUGGGUUUUCGAUUAAUUUCUGGUUAUCAGGAAAGGGCAAAGAAGAAGUUCAAGAAGUAUUGGAGAAUCUGAGAGUUCAGGAUAUUGUGUUGAUGAAGAAUGUAGCGUUGGGAAGCUUUAGAGGGAAAGUCCACGGUCAGAGUUUGAGGAAGGAUAUGACGAAGGCUUGGUUGAUGUAUAGGGAAAAGAUUGAUAGGAGUGAUGUAGGAGGAUGUUAUGGGAGGAGAGAUUUGGAGAGGAAGGAGAUAGAUGUACAGUUGGCGAAGGUUAAGCGGGUGAGAGAUUGGGUGGUGGGUUUUGUGGGGGUUGCGACGACGAAUAGACGGGGCGUGAAGAGAGUUAGGGAAGAGUUACCGCCGGAUACUCAAUAA